AUGGAUGCCCGGAUAACGAAUGAAGUUUAUUUAGGAAUAGGUUAUCAAAAUUUGCGCACCUGGUUUACUCAACUUGGCACUCACAUCAACAAUACGAUAAAAUCUUUUGUACCCGAAAAUAUUCUCAAUGAUUCCCGAGUUGUAUCCGCUUUCGAUGAUUUGGAUGAAAUUGUAAAUUCAAAAAUACGUGAUGUCAGACUUCAUCCGGAGAUUGAAUGGGAUGCUAGUGUGAGGAGAUCUAAUGAACUUUGUGAUGAAGAAAAACAAUUCGUUCGUGAUAGAAAGAAUCACAUUCGUGAAUCUUUUGCUAAAUAUAUCGGUGUUGAUGUAAGUGAGGUUCAUCCUGAUGAUAUUCCAACCAUCGGAUUUAUGGGAAGUGGUGGUGGAUUUAGAGCAAUGAUAGUUGUCACUGCUUAUUUUGCCGCUAUGAAAGAUUGUGGUCUAUAUGAAUGUGGCACUUACGUUUCGGGUCUUAGUGGUAGUUGUUGGAAUUUGGCUCAAUUAUAUACCUCAAUUGCUCGUAAUAACCCCCAAAACCACCCUCUUGAUGAACUAUUGAAUUUUUAUAAAACAAAACUUACUCAUAGUAUCACUAAUAUUCGCGGAGUUUUUAAAGAACUCGCUCAUAGUGGUAAUCCCAAAACCGCUGUUGAGCUUGCCUUUGGUGGUUUACACCAAAAAAAACUGGGUGGUGCCCCAGCAAACAUUAUGGAUCUCUAUGGUGCAUUAUUGGGCAAAGAAAAUAUAUUGAUGGUGGAAAAGAUCUUUUACCGAUUCAUUGCUUAUCAUGUUCGUCCAUGGAAAGAUGGUCUUGAUGCAAAAGAAGCUGCUUUGGUUGAUAAUUAUGCACAAGUCUGGGAAGAAUACCAGAAACUGGACGAUCAUUAUCAAUGGUAUGAAGCUACUCCUUAUGAAUUUGGAACUGAAGAAAUUCCUGCAUACAUUCCUACAUGGGCAUUUGGUCGAAAGUUUGAACAUGGUAAAGAUGUUAACCGUGUACCCGAACAAAAUAUUGGUUUAAUGAUUGGUGGUUGGGCAAAGAAGGAAUUUAAACGUUUAUAUGAUGAUGCAAUGGAAAAAAUGGGUGAACAAAAACAACGUAUUUUUGAAGGUCAUCAGCCUGUACCAUCUCCAGAAAAUAACAAUUUCACUUAUCGUCUUGAUCAUCCACCAUAUAAACUUGGUAUUACUAAUUCUCCAUACCUAAAACUUAUGGAUGCUGGAGUAUCAAAUGAUUCACCAGUUUACCCGAUGUCUCGUCCUGCAAGAAAAAUUGAAAUUGUUAUUGGUUUUGAUUGUUCAAGUGUAAUUGUUGGUCGUGAAUUAUUUGAAAAAGAACAAAAAGAAUUUUGUGCAAUUAGAGGAUUUGAACGUAAUGCUCGUGAUACUACUAACAAAUAUUGUGAAAUUCAUGAUUAUACACCAAAUGGUAAAACUAAUAAUUAUUGUCCACCUGCUGAACAUCCAUUUACUUUAUGUUAUUUCCCAUAUUUACCUAAUGAUAAAGUUGAUCCAAAGUUUGUACCAGCUACUGAAAAAUUCAUGGCGUUUAAUAAUUUCGUUUAUACUACUGAACAAGUUGAUAAAACUGUUCAAUUAGCUAGACAAAAUUGGGAUGAUGGUCAUCAAAAAGUUAAAGAUGUUAUUAUUGAUGUAUGGAAAAAGAAGAAAGCUGCUAGAUUGAGUGGUGGAAAAAAAUAA
Messenger RNA from Dentiscutata erythropus, 1701 nucleotides. NCBI's taxonomy places the organism in Eukaryota, Fungi, Glomeromycota, Glomeromycetes, Diversisporales, Gigasporaceae. The record is from the annotation of a GenBank genome assembly.